ACACCGCCCUUCCCCCACCACCUCCACGGACCUGUCAACAGUGCGUCAGCAGGCUGUUGCCUCGCUGGGAGGCUGUGCCUCUUCCUCUUGAUGAUUUACUUUGUUAUUACACAAGCUGACAGUGGAGAUUAGUCAGUGUUUGAAUACAGAGGAGCAUUAUUACACCCCGAUGAGACGAGGAUCCUGCACAAUGGUUGAUGCUCAGCUUCAGUGUCUCCUGGUAGACUUUCCUCUCUGAAGAUCCCCUGAAGUAACAAACAUAUCAUCGGCUGUUAUUGAGCCUCCAUGCAGGCCUGUUGUUUUGAGUUUCUUUCACAUUAUUUAUUUAUUGUUUUAUUUGGUAGGGACAGUGCACAUUAAUGAAACAUUUCUGUAAAUGCGCCAGAGUUAGCCAAGAGGCUAUGUUUCAUCCGUAGUCCCCGGGCAGAUGUUACAAAGUCAACCUAAAAACAGAAUAUAAGAUUAAAUUUACAAAGCAAAUAUUUACGCAAUUACGCAAUAUUUACCCUUUAAAAAGCAUGCAGACACAAUAAAAGAAGAGAGAAUAUUAAUAUAAGUAGAAACAUCAUUCAGGACGCUCUUACAUUGUCAAGUACUAACAAGACAUGCAACACAGAGGCUCACAUAACAACACAUACGAAGCCAUUAAACUAUAGGGCUAAUUAUGUUGCAUUAUUAGACACUUAAAAACAUACAUGUCAGAAACACAAAACAGUAAAGCAUGCAGAGUAUGUAAAAUAUACAAGUCAGACUAGCUAAACAUGUUAACAUUAACAUUUGAAAUCUUCGCUUUUCACUGAUAUUUAAACAAUAGUGGUCAUCUUUGUGGUCAAAAGUUAAAUAUUCAUGCAGUUAAAAAAAAUUAAAUCUUAUGCCUCUUGAUAGCAGUCACAUCAUCUUCUCCUGCUUCAGGAGAUCAGCUCACUCGUUUCUCCCUGUGCCCCCAUGUCUCAGUUUUUGUUUGUUUGUUGUACAACUUCAGGCUAUGUUUUCAACGUUUUUCUAUCAAUGAUCAGCUUUAUUAGCUGCGUGGUUAAAAAACAGCAGUGCAGCUCUUUUGGAGGAAGGAAAGGGUAAGAAUUGCAGAUUAAGUUUGUUCCUUUAUCUGCAAUUUGUUGUCAUGAGAGUUUUUAUCCCGUGGACUGUGUCAUUUCAUUGAUGUUUGAAAUGCAAAGCACAUGCAGUAAACUAUUUAUAAUAUAUAUUUUUUAACAGCUUAGCCAUGCACCGUUUCUGUUUUGCCACUAGAGACUGUUGUGUUCCAAUCAAAGCACCAACUCUACACUGCACUGUACACAUCAACGUACAGUACAGUAGGUGAGCUCAGGCUUUGGCUCUGGUUCACACAGACAAGUGUAUUUGUCAUCGCUGUGCUGCCAGCACCAAUAAAGCCUAAAAUCCUACUUUUCCACAAAAGACAAACAAACAAAAACACAAAUUGCUAUAUUUUCCUACACAGCCGUUGUAACUAAAACCGGCCAGCUGCCACAGCUAACAGUGUCUAGACAAGAUCCAAGAAGAGUAACGUAAUGUCACCUCUCAUAUGGAUUGGAAAGGUUAUACGUUCACCUUGCAACAUCAGCCAAAUUGAGGGAUUUCUGACCUGCAGACACAGACAAAGGCCUUUUUAUGGCAGAGACGGCCGAGAAAUCAUCAGCGGCCUAAUUUACCACGUUUAAUUCAAGAUUGUGGAAAAGGUCAAAUUAUCAUAUCGGUUGCAGAGGGUGCGAGACGGAACCAGAGAGUGCAUUUCAGCUGCCAGCAGCCAAUGUAUCCCCUGGCAGCGAUGUGUGCUGCUUUAGUGUCUUUGAGCAAGGCGCUGGAUGCUCCCUUUUUACAGAGACUCAUCUUCUCAGCAGCAGCGCCUCUUGUUUACAAAUGGUCCUUUUUCUAAUCAAAAGAGAGAAUAAUCCGGAGUACAUCAUCAAUAAUGAAGACAGAACUUUAAAGCCAGUGAAGGAAAUGUCUGUCAGCUAGAAUUAGAGCAGCAGAGCGGAGCUGCCAUUUCUCCCGAGCCCUCUAACAGCCCUUCUCUGGUCUGAGACCAGGCAGCGGUAAUCCGUUGUGUCACACGGGCGGACUCGCUUAUCGACCACGCCAUGAUACAGCAGCGGCACGCCCCUGGGAGGUGAGCCGCAAGCAGACACGCGCGAAAGACACCAUUGAACCGGUGCACAAACGCACAGAACGGCAAAAAGAAAGGCAGAGCUGCAAAGUCAACGCAGGGUCGUAUCACAGCGGGGUAAACCCUGGAGGAGAAACGACAGCGGAAGCAACAAAGUAACUUUGGCUUUUGUACAUUUGAAGCAACAGAUAUCUGUUCUGAUGCAGUAAAUGUGCUUACAUUUCAAAUCAAAACAACAUUUUUCAUCUUGCCACUCCCAGAAAGGUAGAAACAGCCGGCCUGCAUCUGUCCAAAGGCCCUCCAGCAUCUCUAAAGCUCACCAGGUUACAUUUUAUAUCUCACCUGUUCAUUCGUAUGUAUUAGCGCAGCUUGCCAGCAGCAAGUUACAUCAAUCACAAAUGAUAGAAAUAAAAAAAUGUAAAUCUUUAAGCAUUCUUCAACUCUAUAUACAUGCUAUGAUCGUGGCGGGUCGAGCUCUGUACACUUGUGUUUCGUAACUCUUGUAGAUGUGGUGAUAUCUUGUAUUGGUAGCAGACGUUUGUCAUGUCAGUGUUAGUAUACUCCAUGCACCAAACCCUGGAGCCAGAACGCCUAAAUGAAAAGCAGCCCUGCUGGACGUAGUGACCUGUGUUUAAAAAGUCUAAAUGCCUGCUGGGACACAGGCCCGUUGACUGUUGACUAAGCGGGCCCUCUCCUGCCUCCUGGCUUUGGUUUAGUCUUCUAUUAAAUAACACAUGAGAUCAGUUUUCAUGUUGCAUGCUCGCCGGACCUUUCUGUGCAUUCUAGUCUUUGCGAGGAGCCGUGGGAGAGUCCCUCCAGCCAUGAAGGUGGGGUUGGUAGCUUGUUACUUCUGUUAGAGGGUUCAACGCUAAUGUGGCCCGUCAGAGUUGUUUGCUGCAUCUUAGCUCUGAAUUGAGAGUGUGUUGUGUGUCUGUGUGUGUGUGUGUGUGCGUGUAUAUCUGCUAACUUACAUCUUGUGUACAGGCACAUAUAUAGUAGGUCAUUGAGGGGAGCUUUUUUCCCCCCUCUGUUGGGCACAUUCUGUAUUGCGCAGCUUAUCCUCCAUCAUCGUCUCCAGUCAAUAAUUCUCUCCUGUUCCUCUAAGCCAGGAGUCAGGGGUCUUGAAUGAGACCCAGACAAGAGGAAAAUGAUUGCUUUUCCCUGAGCCGGGGAAUCGAGCGUUGACUUCUGUGAGGAUGUUCAGUGUGGCGCUCACAUGGAGCAGAACAGAGAUUGGGGGAGAUAAUGAUUGUUUGGUGUAUAGCGGAGGUGGAGAGAAGGGUGAGAGCGCUAUUGAGUAAUUCCCUACUCCGGAGCUGGCAGCCUGUCAAAAUCGUACCCGACAAAAAGACGAGAAAGCCGAACCGCAAUGAUUGAUGUUCCUUCCCUCAACACAUUGUCUGUUGCAUCAUGGGAACACAGACACUAUAUUGAAUGUGUUGAGGAAGGCAUUAUGGCUCAUGGGUUGAGACAAGCACACACGACUCAUCAGCUUCACAGAGAAUGCUACAUGUCUGUCCUGUCUGACUGUCUGUCAGCUGGACUUCUUAUAACUUCAUAUCCAUGAUGUUUUAUUGUCGGAUAGACCUUGACCUGAACACCAGUUGAUUCGAUUUUUGUCAUAAUAUGCAUCUGGAAAUCCAAUUUUUUCCCUUUUUAAUUUGUGAGCAGAAAUAAUGUAGUUUAGUCUUUUUUUUUCCAGCUUCCACAGGCACAUUUUAGGGCAAAGAGAUUGUCCUAAAUUUGCAUUAAUUAAUUUAUUUUUGGCCACUUGGGGGCAGCACAACAAGCUGUACUGCACCGAGUCCUGAGGGAAACAUCUGGUCCUUUAGCGCAGUGCUGGGCGAGUACAGUGGGUUUUAGUGCUUUUUUGCUGCGGCUAAACCAAUCAUUUAGCAUGUGGACUGUAAAUCCAAAACGGUGAGUUGAAAGAUGCAAAAAAUACUCUGCGGAGCGAAGGGGAACUGCAGAGUCAGGUGUCACUGUGGGUUCGGCACUGUAAGCUGCAGCUUUUGUGUUUCACGUUAAAAAAAUGAAUUAGUGCUGCUUAAAGUUCUAGGAAUGACUUCCGUGGUUGUAAUAUCAUUUAGAGAAGGUUGUGGUUCCAGACAUUGUGCAAGAUUAAAAAUUUUUUUUUCAUUCAUUCUAAAGUAAAAUAAGCUCAACAGAAAGAGAAUCCAUGCUACAGUCACAAGCCUCGAGGGCACAGGUAGUAUUUGCACUUGGUGACGCCGUACAGGUAUUAGCUUCACAGUCUCGGUCCCUUUGACCUCUUAAGUGUUGGUGGAAUUCUAGCCUGCAUCAGCCCGUAGCCGUAUGACCAAUGCUUUUAUCAAUCCAGAAAGUUGGUGUUGUGGGUAAAUUGCUCCUGGGAGAAAAGCAGAUGGGAGAUGGUAUAAACAACCCUGGGUAAAAAGUGCCAUAAAGUGGCAGAGCUCUCUGCGUGCGGUGUGUAAUGCUGAUCCCUGCUGAGCGGCAAGAUGCGGCUAAUGGCUCAGGUAAGUGGUUCAGUGCUGAUUGUUGUGAAGGGGCCGAGGGCUUUGGCUGCACCGCCCCCUCACCCCACCCCCUAUGCUCUCCUCCUCUGGGGUUGUGUUUCAGGGAUUAGUGCGGACGUGGACGGCUGUCCGACACCUUGCUCUGCCUGAUUCUCCCUCAAAGCUCUGACGUGAUGUCCUCUGGCGUGAUGGCGGUGUCAAGUUCUCGUUGGGGGUCUCUUCCCCCGAUGAUGCGGUCUUUCCCUGAGAAAGCUGGGCAGUGUUUCAGUUCGAGAAAGUCCAUGCCAACAUCCACAGCCACACACACACACACACGCACACACACACACCCACGUGGGCACUCUCUCCAACGUAAUGUGUGGAAGUUAGUGCUGAGAUGCUGACUAUGGAAUAAUUCUCACUGAGAGCUGAGGUGUGCCCCGUUUAUGACCAGCUCAUUAUUCACUUCUCCCUCUCUGUGUGUACAUCACUCCUCCUUCGCCCUUUCCGUAUGCGGCCACUCCGUCACAAUGAAAUCACGCAAGUUGUCCCGGGUGGAGAGACUGUGGAAGGUGAGUGUGUUAAUUCUUUUCAGGUACACGUGUAACCCGUGUUUGCCUUUAUUUAAUGUUUGCCAUGCGGAGCAUUUUAGGGGCUUUCUACUUUCUAAUUAUGCUUCUAAUCGGUCUGUUGUUGAGCACUCGAUGGGCAUUUUUUGAAAGUAAUUACAGGCUGUUUCUAUGCAUGAGUUAGUGUCAGAGUUGUUCAUUUUAUAUAUUUAUUUUUCAAACAGUCUGAUGAUAUAAUGAGAACUUCAGAUGACAGCCCGUGUUGUAAGUUGUUAGAAUUUGAUGCAAAAUCACAGCUAUUAUAUCUAAAAAUGUAUCAGCUGGUAAAUUUAAACACCAGGCUCUCAGGGGACGCGCUGAUGGGCAACUUGGUGUUGUAAAGUUAUGUUAAAUACUACUAGAAAUAUCAAGUAUUAUGGGGAGAAAUAGAUUUGUGACUGAUUCAGUCACUGCUUUUUACCAUAUCUGCAUCCCUACUUUUUUUCGUGAAUGUCUUACUCGACUGCUGCAGUGAGACUUAAAAACUAAACCCAGACACACAGGAUCCAGCAUAGAAAUACCUUAAUGCACUUCCCCUACAGUCAUUAAUUGUGGUUAAGCAAAGGCUGCACUGUACAUGCACAGAGUGCUUCCUCAGUCCCCGUCGUGCAUUAUCAGCUUUUUCACUGUGAUACAUAUUUAAUAUUCACCACUAGACAAAGUUGGACCUCGACAGCACAAACGUUUGGUAAGAAUCGACGAUGGGAAGAGGUCAGUAUGUUGAUGUUUCUAAUGACAAUAAACUUUUCUCCCAAAUUUAGUUGAAUCUUAAUGCAACAGUUUAUUUAAAAAAAACUUGUCGCAAGCUUUGCCUUAGUACACUGGAUCUAGUUUCUGCAUACACCUCAAAUUUGAAAUGGAAAAUAGAAUUAUUUCGCCCGAAGGCACUUUUUGUUUUACUUGCUUGUGUAAAUUCAGGGCUUCCUGGUUGCCAAGGGGUUUAAGAAACUGACAGCAAACACAAUGUUCCCAAUUUGAGUCCUGCGAGCAAUGUCCGUCUCUUUCUCUCCUCGUGUGCUGUCACCUCUAUACUGUCUUCUCUCUCUAAUGAAGGGCAAACAGUGUCCCACAAAGAAUACUUGAGGCCGAAUCAUUAGGUUGCACACCACAUGGGCGCAGAUCCCCGGCUGGCCGGAACCUUUUCCUGCUUGUUAUUCUCCUACUCAUUUCCCCCACUCUUCUUGUAAAGUCUGAAAGUAUUAUUGAUGACUCAUCUUGACAUCAAAUGGGAUUUGGGGUGUGUAAUCAACCCGUCUAUCAUAUAAAAUGCGCUACAUGCGUUAAGCCAAGGCACCUUUUUUUUAAAACUAAACCCCACCCACUGCCGUUUCACUGUGACUUUAAUAAAACUAAAAUGUGUGAUUCACUCAGCAGUACUAUCUCAUUAGAGAUACUACGACAUAUAUCUUGGUGUUGGUAGACAGAUGUUUCACUUGAUGCUAUCAGCGACACACAGGGAGCAGGAGGCAACAAUGAGACGCUGUCUGGCUUUGAUAGAGUCAGGCUACAGCUUAGCAGCUGAUACUGAUCUAGCUGGGUAUCCUGGGGUUUUGUCCUUGUGGCUGCCUUGAUGCCUGAAAUAUGUAUUAGUUUUGACACGAUACGAGUUUGACACGAGCAUUUCAAAACUGCAUCCAAAUCCCCUGAGAGGCUGAGCUCUGGCAGAGAGCUGCUGGUGUACAAGCUGUCACAAUGUCUAUGUUUUCUGUGUCUCAAGUACAUAUUGCUGAUUAUAUCACCAAUACUGCUACUACAACUACUACUACUGCUAAUACUAAUAUGGACACUUUGGGAAUCAACUGACUUUUUCUCUAGUGCUGCCAUGAGAUUGAUGAUGUUGCUUUUGCAUGGAAUAGCUUGAAGUUUGGUACACACAUGUACAGCUUAGAAUGAAUUUUAAUGACUUGGGUGAUCCUUAAAAAUAUAAUCUAUACUCAAUACUACAUAUCAAUAUUACGUUUUAUGAGAAAAUAAGUGCAAAACUUAUAACAUACCAUCGAACACAAAACCAUCGGCCUCAGCUGUACUUUGUGAUUUGUGCUGAUUGGCAAAUGUCAGCAUGCUAACAUGCUAACAUAAGGUGGUUAUGGUAGUGAACAUUGCAGCUAAUUAUCAAUAUUUUAGCAUUGCCAUUGUGGCAAUGGUUCCAACAUUUGAAUGAUCAAGGUAAAGGGUUGUUCCUUUCAAAUUAUUUUCUCACCAUAAGUGCUGUCUGGCUAUGAAGAUAGUUUUUAGUUUUAUUUGGUCAGGUUUUGAGAUAUCUUUCUCUGGUUUCUACCCUACAUUCACCCCAAUACAAUGGAAAUGAAUGUAAUUUUGUUUGGAAUUCCCGCUUUUAUUUGAAUUGAAAAAUGACAACCUUCAUUUUGUAUUAUCCAAAGCUGUAGCACCACAAACUAAACUUCUUUUUCCGCCAUAGAACUGAGGUAGGGGCAGAAACCUCAUGAGACGAACAUCUCAAAGCCUGGCAAAAUGAGAUAACGUCCUUUCAACCAAAGUCGAUGAAGGUUUAAAUUACAAUAAUAUCCCUAGAAUAGCUUUGUGCCUGUUUUGGGUGGGCAGCGUCUUGGAUUUCUUUAUCUCCUUGUGCGCAAGACAAAGAAACAGGUUUGUGUGUGUGUGUGUGUGUGUGUGUGUGUGUGUUUGUGUGUGUGUUUGUGCGCCUCUCAUUUGGGUCUGAAGUAGUGAUAGAGAGAAUAAUUAAACAUAAACUAGAUUGCAUUUUUUUUUCUUCUGUUAUUUGGGUCCUUGGAGAGGCGGAGUAGCGAGAUGAUGAAAACCUUUUCAAACCCACGGUGAACGGGCAACGAUGGAGCAAUAUUCAUUCAGAUGCUACUAAUUUGCUUUUAAUCAAUCCCCUCUGUGACUCAACUACUCCAUUCUUAAUAAGAGUAGAACAGCACUGAUAUAUUAAUUAUCUUUUCCUUGUGAUUCAUUAUCACGUCCUUUUGGCCCACUGAAAUCUAUUUUUUUAUUUUACACCUGUGACUUUUGUUUCUUUGAUGAUUUGUAACUCCCUGAUCUGAAUAUACAGCACACGCUGCUGCUAAUUCCUUGUUUAUUGCCCUUGUGGCUGAGCUUUGUCUCCGACAAAUUUCCAUAACAACUCGCCGAAAUGCAUAACUCUAAACUUUGUUCUUCUUUUCAUUUUACGACCCUCUUGCAAGCCAUUGAUGAGCACACAUAAAGUUCAUGAGGCUCGUAAGUCUGUUUUACGAGAACUAAAUCAGCAGAUGGGUUAAUGCGCUGUAAAUGCACGCUGACUCACCCCGCUCGUCUCCUAAAGAAAUAAAUGCUCAUGUGACAUACUUAAUGAGCAACUUUACCGUUUCCUUGUUGACAUCAUUUCCUCGCUGUUGUGUUUUAUUAUCUGAGUCAUAUCCGUGCAGUGGAGCUGUGCUCAACAUCUGCUUGCUUAAUUUCUUUUUGACCACAGUUGCGUGAAGGUGCCUUUGGGUGUUUUCUUCAAAAGACACUUUGAUAGGAUGAACUCAUGAGAGACGCACGGGAAGUGGGAGACAUCUCGAGUUUGGCAGUUCAACUUUUGAACUGAAAAUAUUUGCAUAUUCACAUAGACGUACAAAAGGAGUACAAAAUUAUGAUUCAAGUCAAAGUAUUUCUCUAUGUCUUCAAAACAUUUCUGUAGGGGAUCUUGAAGGCUAAUUCAAAACGAGCAAGGCAUGAUUUGUGAAAUCAGUGGACAGGUGUUGCCGCGUAAUCAUUAAGUGCUCUAAAACUCUAUGGAUCAUCCUUUGUUAGGGAUAUAAACACGGUCAACCCUAAUAAAACAGAAGAUAAUUCAAGUAUAUCAAGAGUUAGUUAAAGAUGAACAUUAGGGACAGUUACUGUCAUGGCUGCAGGCCUUUUUCUCAGACGUCUCGGUGGACCUCUCUCUCUUCCGAGCCCCAAAAAGCUGUUGUCAUCUAAGCAUUGAGACUCUUUUAAAUCUUUUCUGUCUCCUAGCUUUUUGAGCAGAAUGCAUUAUCCUGGAAACGUUGCGGUCUACACUGUGUGCAGUGUCUGGUUUUGUGGUCACAAAGUUAUAAAUGUGAGGAGAUUUUGCAGCCUUGAGGUGGAGGAGGUUAUAUGUUCAUGGCAAACUAUUGUAACACGAAUAAUAAAUGAAGGCUUGUUUGGACAUCCUAUAAAUGGACUCAUGAGACCUAUUGUGGAGGCCAAACUGGAACUACAUUAUGAGCCUCCGAUACUGGCAACCUUAACACUGUAAUACUGUUUCUCCUCAGUUAUUUUCUUUUUCUAUGAAAAGUCCCAGUUUGGUCCCCAAGGAUGUCGUUUUGGUCAGAAAAUGAAAAUUAGUUUCUGUUUGAGUUUCAUCGCUGCUCUGUGGCGUGUUGUGCAGUCGAGAUAAUCUUUUUCCUCAGGAGAGAAUUUGUGAGUACAGGUAGUGGGUAGCUACUGGGAUGUUCCUUUUUUUCGGGUUCACAGGAGCGAAUAUUUUGGGCUGCGAUGUACGACAUACACCUUAUGGGGCACACAGCGACACAGUAGACUGUAGAGCAUAAUAAAAUGACUGUCAUGAGCCUGAGUCAGUCAGAGGAGGCAAUGUGAAACUGCCAUAAUGUAAAGUGAAUAACGAAGCUGGAAAAAGACACAACAUAAAAUAAACCAAUUUCAUCCUCUGUGGUCUCAUUUCCGUGCAGAUAUUAUACAAGGCUGUUUGAAUAAUGAAGAAUAUACUGUGCAAUGGGUCUCUUUAAAAUGCGGCUCAAAUACUGAUUGAAUGAAUGUACAGUUUUCUAUUCAGCAAUCAUGACAGGAAAUAAGAUGUGAUUCCCUCGAUUACGUCAAAUAGGAUUUAGUGGAAAAGUCAGCAUAGACAAUUGUAAAAAAAAAGGUUGCAUCCGAAAUUCCAUCCAUAUAAUUAUAAGUUUGUACAUUUUUAUGCCUCUGAGCCGGCGACAGCCAUGGCCAGAAGAAUUGCUAAUGAUGAUGCGGUGAUAUUGUGGAAAGACAUGGAUGUAAACAACAACAUGACUGGUUGGCAGAGGCAUACACCCGUGAGACGGUUAUUGUAGUUUACUUUAAGAAUGUAUUCCAAAACAACAACACAGGCUUUAGCAUCAUUACGUAACGAUAACCAACUAGUUCUGUUGUUAAUACUUAACAAGCAAGUAUGACCAGUGCAGCCUUCCUAGAAAAACUGUUAAGUAUUGAUGGGGGUCAAGGAGUGAGAUUCAGAGGCUCGGGAAUGAUGUAAAAGUAAAUGUCAUUUUUUAUAGCGUGUGUGCGUCUGUGUGUCCAAACAUUUCCAGACAAGACAAUGGUAGAUUAAUUGCUUCCCCCUGAAAGUCCUCUCUUGGUAAAAGACCAAUAAUGAGUCUGAUUAAAAACUUGUGCACUUGUUAAUCACCCCUCUGUAACAUCCAGACAGUGAAAAAACUACCUCUGCCUGCAGUCUGAAAACUUCUCUGCCUUUUGUCACUCAUGUAGGCGUGUGUUUUCUCUGGGCCGGAUUGAUGUCGUUGAAGUGUACAGCAAUGAUCUGUGAUGAACUCUGAAGCACGGCCCACAAGCCGGCACUGUCCUUAACCUGAGAUUUAUGGCCGCGGCUCGGCAGACGAGGAGUGGCGAUGCAAAUAGCAGUAUUUACACUCGGUGAAUGCAAGCGCUGCGGCUAAUCUGACAGCUGAGGGAACCACGGCGGGCCAGAGGGCGAAAGGGAUGUGACUGAUGAUUGAGUUGGCCGGGCUGACAGCAGGCGGCACGGCCGAGUGGAAACAGCUUGUUCCUAAAUCAGCAGCCAUCGUUGAUUGAUAGGAUUUUAUUGCCAUUGUGCAUGAGAACAAUUUAAAAUGACAGUGUUCUAUUUUCAUUUAUUUUCAUUGCAUUUGAGUGGUCCACACACAAAAAGUCUCCCCAACACACACUCUAGAGUGCAUACUUCCCCGACAGAACAUUUUGAAAGUCAAACAGCAAGCACAGUUUAAUGAUACAGCAAACAGUCAUCUCAGUUAUGGUGUGCAUACAACUGAAGUGCAACUGGUGUAUCUGUUUAUAGCGCAACCAAACAAACACAUGUUUUAAUAUAGAAGUCAGUCAACCAUAAUUGCAACCGGGAUCUGGGUUCAAGCUGCACAUGCUGCAGGUGUUACCUUGCUGAGGAGUUGUAGAUGUGCAGCUGUGGCUCUCCAUCUAACAGCUGUCUUCUUGUUCCAUCACUCCCUGCAAUCUUUUUGCUGAAAUAAUGACCUUCGUAUAAUUUUGUAGCUUCAACUUUGAUUGACAAUUGCAGGUGACGCUGUCUGCAGGGACGUGCGUUGCUUGUUCUGUGGCUCCUUUACAAUAAAAAAAUCACUCCAUGUUCAGGGAUUAGGGAAUGGUGGUAGGGCUGGGCGACAUGGAGAAAAUUUUUGACCAAAUAUCCCUAUAUCAAUAUUGCAAGGAUAAGGGUUGACCAUUGGUGCUUUCACAACAUAUUUAUACAAUACAAUUUCUGAUAAAUAAUCAUCAGCCCUGAAUUACCAAUAAAAACUAACUCAUAGAGAGAUAAUCACUGAAUAUAAAGACAUUGGUUGGCUAUGGCAGAAAUAAAUGGCACAGAAAACCGGGUUAGAUUUCAUUAAAAUGUUUAGGGUUGUAACUCUAAACUGCUGGACUAUAUUCACUCCUUUUUAUUUGCAUUCCAACCCAACAUGGUUUAAUGCUGAUUCAGAGCCACACUGCCAGUAAUGAAACAAUGGUGAGGAAAUAGUGAACACUAUAUUCAUUAAUGGCCUAAAAUUUGUUAAAAUUAAAAAUACUGCAAUAACCCCAAAAUAAUACUAUACGCACCAUGUUGGUGUUUUUUUUAUGUAGCUGCUAAAAAUCCAAAUUCCCAAACAAAAUGCAGAUGAAAUGCCCUCCGUGUCCUCAAUAACUCUGCUGAGAGAUGUUCUCUGCCAAGUAUAAAAUACACUAAAUACUAAAAGGGAGAAGGUUACAUUUUCACAUGCUGACUGUCGGCACAUGAUAUUGAACAUUACAAAUCAAAGCCCGAAGCGUGGGUUGCUGAAACACCACUGCAAAAGCAAAAAACCACACACAGUUUAGACUAAAUGUGAAAAUUAUACUGUUUGCAAAGGUGCACUGCGUUAGAUUGCACAGGUAUUAUGAUAUUACAUUAUGUUCAUCGCCGUUACGAUGAUAUGCUGUCUGCACGUUAUGGCAAAAAAAAGAAAAGCCUCAGGGAUGCAUUAAUACAAAAACAUAUUGGAUGAUGAUGUGCUGCCUGGCAUUGUUGGUUUUAAGGGGCUGUGGCUGUGUGAGGCUUUCUGCUCUGCUGUUAGGGCUGAUAAUGAUCGGUUAUCAAACAAAACUGUACCGGCCUUUGUUAGGCGCCCUCAUUUCUCUCUCGCCCUUUUCUCUCUUUGACUUCAGUCUGAACUGACCGAUGGCCACGACUGCAGGCAGCGCUGGUCAGGGAUUCACACAUUUAGAUUCUCUUUCCACAAUCUCCUUCAUAAGAAAAGGUUUUUCUGCCAUGAAUCAGGAAAAGAUUUGCAUUUUUAGUAACUGCACGGCCCCCACCAACUUACAAGUUAAUGUCUUCAUAAUAAUCUCUAAUUUGUGUCGAUGUUUUUUUGUAAUAAAAUAAACACAAGCCUCGGAGUGGAAACGAUUAAACGAGGAAUUGUCCUGCGAGAAAUCUGCUGAAUAUUCAUUUCUUUACCAACAUAAAGAUGUCAGACAACAAGUGAUCACUGGGGGGAGCUAGCAUGCAGUGGAAGACUAUCCCAUUGUUUAUUGACAGAUAAAUAAAUGAUUGUUUGUUGGUCCCCCAGACAGAAAGGGGGAAAAAAAAGACGCUGUCAAUAACUUCAACAGCCCUGCACAUUCCUUGCUUGGUGGAAAGUGCUUGUUUAAGGGCUUUGGAUUUAUUUGACAGGGCUGCCUCGAGAUGUUGUCUCAGGCAGCACAUAAACCACUCGAUGAUAGAACUGAAUACAAAUGAAAAUGAUGUCAAUUAGCUGAUAAAAAUGUGGUUCAAAAAAGCUCUGAAGGCUCGCUCUGACCCCUCAUGGUUGCAUUAUCUUUUACUUCUCCAAUUAAGCCUGCUUGUGUGUUAUUUAUUUUUCUUCAUUUCGUUGUUGCCUGGAACCUACGAGUAAUGGGUUGUGAUGAUCAGUGGUGGUGCCCCUCAUUGUGUUUGGGUUUCGUCUCUUGUUUAUUGGAGCUUGGCAGGUCCCUCUGCUCCCCACAUUUGUUGUUUUUGUCUAAUGCGGUGUGUUUAUCUUGUUAAAUGUCCGGCUGCCUUUCACCUCUCUUAAAACGUUGUUGUUUUUGUGCGGCUAAUUUUCAGGUGCUCGCAUCCCCUGACAUCGGGUUGAGUUUAAUCUGUCAGUGAGCGACUCAUGAGUGAAGUCUUAUAAAUAGGGAGAGUAGAGCGACUGUCACACAUUCGAGGAUUAAACUGUAAUCUUGAAUUGUGAAAUUAAUUUCAUUUGUAAACAAUUUUUUCUCAUUUAUUGGGAUAUCUAUGCAGAACAGACCCAAUUACAUCUGCUUUUAUACCCCAGCUAGAUUCAUUUGAAUGUAUUUGGGUGAAAAGGAAACCAGACUCUCUGCUCAUGUGUCGGUGGAGCUGUCCACAGCAGUGGUGCUGAAAUCAUUGUUGGCACUGAGCUGGUCGUGCAGCUCCCUGAGGCCAAGUGUGGAGCUGCGCAGUGACAACAGUGCCAAAUGGGUUGGUACGCUGUCUGGCCUUUUUAAAGUCCAUUGUCAGAAUUGCCCUGCCGCAGAAAUGUGUUUCCCUCUACAUUUAUUGCUUGAAUUUCUUUCUAUUCUAUAUUUCCUCAUUUUUUUCCCUUUUAUCCUGCUCAGAGGCACCAUAGAAUUAGGCCAAUCACGACUUAUUGUGGUAAUAUAAUAUGCUUCCCAUUAACUUACCUAUAAUCUUUAUUUGCGGUAUUGUUACUUAUUAUUGUGAUUGUGCUUAUCCAUGGGCGUGCACUCUAUUAUAUAACAAUUAAUGAUGCAUAAAUUUGACUUUUUCUCUCUGGUACAGAUUCCGAUACCUCAGCGCAGGGAAUCCAAGUAUUCUAAGAGGGAGAUGACAUGAGGAGAGAGAUCAUUGUGCCGUUAUAAACUGAGAAAGGGUCCCCCAGUCACCGAAUAUAUGUAACUGGCAGCGGAAAAUAUAGAUUAUUUUAAUGACAUUGAGGAAGAAACUGUAUUCAAUCUAGAUCACAUAAUCAACCUUGCAGAAUGGAUUGGUGCGGCCGUACUUACACGGCAAUCCGUAGGCAUCUCUGUACGUCCCAAAUAUGAAGAGAAAUAUUAUGUUUUUCUUAUAAUAUGCAAAUUGAGCACGUCAUUUACUUUGUAAAUGGUGCCAAGUACACUUUAUACCCUAACAGUGAGAGCACAGAUUUUGGUCUAAAGAGAUCUGUCCACAAACAAAAGGAACAAAAUCCCCCAAAAUGUAAUCAUAAUGAAAUUAACGUUUUCCCUACUUGGGCUGAUAAAAAUGUACUAUACUUUUGCCUAAUCUGACUAAAUGAUCUGGCAGCACUUCAUGUCUUCAUGUUCAUUAUUUCAUAAUGAACAAAAGUGUGAUCUCAGAAUAAGCUUGCACAGAUGAAUUUCCUGGAGCAAUCAAAAAUAUUUCAUGAUUUACUGUAACAUUUAUGAUAAGCAUCAUUUGGGAUUUAAGAUAAAAAAAUGGAUGAUUUUACUCUGAAGUUUAGACAUUGCUCUGUUUAUUCUUGUGAAAACAACAAACCCCUUAAGAUGAUAGUGAAGGCACUGCCACCCAUUACAACCAAGACAUUGUACUGAUGCCAAACACAAUCUCCCCUCUGCCGUCGACGCACGUUUCCCUCCGUCUUAUCUCAGAGCGUUCAGCUCCUUUCCCUCCAACAGAUGACUGGUUCAAAAAGCCAGGAGCUCCGCAGAGGCUGCUCAUGGCUUCUGAGGAAAAGCUCUCUUCAGAACCAGAGGGCUACGCACGUGUAUAUGCGUGCAUAUAUGCGUGUGUGCGUGUGUGCGAGCAACACAAAUAAGGCAGGCAAGCUGUGCUAACAAUAAUGUGGAUCGUGUGUGUGCACAGAGAUGUGACACACGGUGAGAGAGUUACAGCACAAACAAUGUUUUGUUGGGAACGGAAACUAUUUCUGCUCUAUGUGGGAGGACGGUAGCACUGCUUCUCAAGAGCCAGCCCAGCAGCAACCCUUUGUUUUAUUGGCAGACAAUACAGCAGUAUUGGCUUAGAAUAUAGCGGAGUUAGUGUGAUUUGUAUUAGUAUAUAUGCAAAUCCUAAACUGCAAUGCACAGAACACGGUCAGUCACGAAUGUAUACUGUAUAUGUAUAUUUAACCAAGAUAAGACUGCAGAGAAGACUUUUGCACUAUUGGAGCUCCAAACUUUUGCUAAUGAAGGAAGUUGUUGCUUCUUUUUGUCCCCAUUUUUGUAUAGUUUCACGAUGCUCUAAAUUACACAUUUUUGAAGAUAUUGAAGAACAAAUGAUUGUUUCCAAUCUGACAUGUUUUACUUCUUUUAUUUUGAUGUUGAAAAAUGAUGUCUGAUCCUCCCGUCGUUGAUUGCCCAUGCAUGCACAUGUGCGCCUCAGUCCUAUCCAUAACUUCAAUAAAUUCAUGACUAAACGCGGCACGCUGUAGGCGGGAGUUUUGGGAGCGGCGGGUGAUGACACUGCCACUCCGAAAGGCAAGCCGAACCUCCCACAUCGCAGCCGUCCACAGUUUCCUGCACAUCAGCUGAACCCUGCGCUGUCUGCACCCACGGUCUCUGACAUUAUUCUAACAAAUCACUUGAUAUCCUUGAACACUUGGUACGUCUCUCUCUCUCUCUCUCUCUCUCUCUCUCUCUCUCUCUCUCUCUCUUGGUCUGCGUCUCUCUCUCCGCUUCAUUAUUCUGCACCUGUCAACGGCGGACGCCGGGCGCGCGUUCCUCUUCUUCUUCUUCUUCUUCCCUCCUUCCCCUCUUUAUUCGCCGUCAUGACUUCUGGAAAAGACGCGAACGGGCCGGUGAAAGCGGCUCAGCAGCAGGACCAGGACCUGGUCGGCAGCGCUCCGCCGCAGAGGAACUGGAAAGGAAUCGCCAUUGCCCUGCUGGUCAUCCUCAUCAUCUGUUCCCUGAUUGUCACCUCCGUCAUCCUGCUGACCCCUCGUGUAGAUGACAGCCUCGCCCUGAAGAAGAAAGUGACUAUAGAGGAUGUUUUUGGUCCGGACCUUCACAUCCAUGACCCAGAUGCCAAAUGGCUCAGUGACAAUGAGCUUCUGUAUCGUACAAGGAAAGGGGAUGUUGUCAAGCUUAAUGUUGACACAAAGGAGGGAACUGUUAUCGUUCUGAACCAGUUGUUUGACAGAGCCAGAGCCGCCAGGUACCAAGUGUCUCCAGACAUGCAACAUGUGUUGUUCGCCUUUGAAGUGAAACCGAUCUACCAACACUCCUAUGUGGCCAAGUACAUUAUAUACAGCCUCGUGACACAGGAGACUUGGCCUCUGAAGCCCCCUGAAGUGCAUGAAGCCGUCCUGCAGUUUGCUGGAUGGGGACCCCGAGGCGAGCAGCUGAUCUUCAUAUUUGAAAACAACAUCUACUACAGAUCGACUGUGGAUAACCGAGCGAUCCGCCUGGUUUCCACUGGUAAAGAGGGAAUCGUGUUCAACGGCCUUGCUGACUGGCUGUAUGAGGAGGAGAUCCUGCAGACACACAUAGCCCACUGGUGGUCUCCAGACGGGCUGCGUCUGGCAUACAUGACCAUCAAUGACACACUGGUGCCAAAUAUGGAAGUUCCCUUCUUCACAGGAAUGCCGUACCCUGCCACCUUGGAGUAUCGCUACCCAAAGGCUGGGGAAGAAAACCCAGUAGUUCACCUGUCGGUGGUGAGCCUCAACGGUCCCCUGCACACCGUGGUGAUGAAGAAACCUGAUGACCCCCGGAUAGGGAGGGAAUAUUACAUCACUAUGGUGAAAUGGGCCACCAGCACAAAAGUGGCUGUCAACUGGCUGAACAGAGGCCAGAACAACUCUAUCCUGACACUGUGUGAGGCUACAACUGGAGUCUGCAUUAAGAAACAUGAGGAUGAGAGUGAGAGCUGGUUGCACAGACAGAAUGAAGCGCCGCUCUUUUCCCAUGACGGACACAAGUUCUUCUUCACCAGAGCAAUCCCUCAGGGUGGGAAAGGAAAGUUUUUCCACAUCUCUAUGUCCACCUCUUUGCCUAACACUAGCACAGACAUACUUCAGUCCUUGACCUCUGGAGACUGGGACGUCACCAGGAUCCUGGCCUACAAUCAUGAAAGGAACCUCAUAUACUUUCAGAGCACAGAGGACGACCCCAAGCGACGGCACUUGUACAGUGCCGACACGAUCCCUCCGUUCAACCGCUGCUGCCUGUCUUGUGAGUUCAAGUGUGGCUAUGUGGACGUUUCAUUCAGCCACAACAUGCAGUACUACUUACUCAACUGUAAAGGUCCAGAUAUACCGAGUGUGGCUAUCUAUAGCACCGAAGACAAACAGAAGGUGUUUGACGUGGAGACAAACGAAAGGGUCAACAACACGUACAACAAUCUGCAGAUGCCCAGAGUGGAGUACGAGACCAUCACCAUAGACGACUACACUCUGACAAUGCAGAUUCUGAAGCCAGCUGGAUUUGUAAAUACAGCCCAUUACCCCCUACUGCUGCUGGUGGACGGUACGCCUGGCGGGCAGAUGGUGUCGGAGCAAUUCCGGGUAGACUGGGCCACGGCUCUGGUCAGCAGCUUCAGCACCAUUGUCAUCCGCUUCGAUGGCCACGGCAGUGGCUUCCAGGGCACCAACCUUCUGCACAAAGUUAAGGGGAUACUGGGAAGACAAGAGGAGAAGGACCAGCUGGAGGCACUCGGGUUUAUAUCCAAAGUUCCUUAUAUUGAUAACAGUCGAAUGGGAGUUUAUGGAAAGGCCUAUGGAGGAUAUUUAGCCACGAUGCUUCUGCGCUCUGAGGAGUUUCCCCAACUUAAAUGUGGAACAGCAGUCUCCCCCAUCACAGAUUUCGAGCUAUAUGCAUCUGCAUUUUCAGAGCGAUACCUCGGCUCAAAGACAGACUCACGAGUAUAUACGACGGCCAAUUUAGCACACAGACCUGGUCAGCUUCUGCAGAAGCAGUACUUGAUAAUUCACCCGACUGCUGACGAAAAGGUUCACUUCCAGCAUACAGCCAAAUUUAUCAAUCAUCUAAUCAGCGAGAAGGCCAAUUACACUCUACAGAUCUACCCGGAUGAGGGACACUUCCUACACAGUGAUGGGAUACAGCAGCACCUGAGCCAAUCCCUGGUCAACUUCUUCGAGGUGUGUUUCCGGGUGCCGGAGAUACUGACAGAAGAGCAGCCAGACGAGGACAGCAGUUAAACACGCUCCUCUGAGCAAGCCCCCCGGCUAUAGCACAAUAUGCAUCAGAUCCUUCUUACCCAAUCAACCCACACCACGUUGCUGUCCAAUCCGAUUUGAGCUGCCCUGUGAAGCGCAGCACCUGCAUGUGGCCCAAGGGACCCCAGCAUACAGCCCUUCUCCUCACCUCGUGCUGGCUGCUGGUCAGAAAGUCUAAAUAAAUCUCAGAUGUGAACAGUCACGUCUCUCUCUGCUAUUGGAAUAUAUGAACUAGUCCUCCCUCUAGUGGACAAAUAGAGGAUCAAUAUAUCGGCCACUGAUCAAUGCGUCUCCAUUCCAAACAAGGCACAUUAAUUGGGCACUUUGCGGCACAAAAUACCCCUCGGGAAGAUCAGUUCAUUCUUUUGAGAUUUAACUUCUGAAAGGCCACCGGUUUCUGAUUACCUUGCCAACCAAUUUACUGAUUAUUCUGUUCACGAGUAUGAUUACUGCUACUUUCUCAGAAUGUCUCUGUUCAGUGUUGUGUCUUUGAGUGAAUGUCUGGCUGCAUCAGUCCGUGUAGUUGCUUUACAAAACAAGGGCACAAUGUUUAACUUGCGUUGUACUACAAAAAGUGUCGAUCCCUGAAAUGGUAUGGAAUCGUAUCUUCCGUCGUCAUAUCUCUGAAUUGAAUUCUUGUUCUUGGAGUCACUGUGCCUUACCGUGGGUGAAAUGUUGGUGUUGGGGUCCGACAUGACAUUGGAAACGAGUGGAUAUGGAUAGGCCUCGUCUGAACUGUGGACUCGAAACCAGAUGAUUUAAUUUUCCUCAAGUAAUGGCCAGUUAUUUGAGAGGUAAGUUAAAAUCCCAAGUUGUGGCACAUUUGAUCUCAAAACAUGGAAAGAACUAAAUACAAAAUAAUUGUACAUCAACUUGAAAUAUGGUGUUUUCCUGAGAAAAAGUAUUUAGUUUGCAAAUAGUUAUUUCACAUUCUGGUGAGUUAACUACGCUGAAUUUACAUGAUUUUGUUAAUAACUUUGACUUGUAUUUUAAAUGGAUUGAUUCUCUCCCCAUGUCACUUCUGUUAGUAUUGUCAGUGGUUUCUAGUCAGCUGAUGUACAAAGUGUAUAAAUCUUAUAUUGUUUAAGUCUUUAUGUUGUAUGUGUAACUUGUAUAUAAAGCAUUUUGAAAUGUAUCUUUCGUUGGCUGUAUUCUUUUACAAUUCUGGUGCAAUACAACACAAUAUAUUAUAUCUCUUUCAUGACUUAUUUCAACAUGCUCUACAAUGAGACUUUAGAAUGAAUUACUUCAAAUGACUUUUUUUGGACAUGCUAUACUAUUACUUUUUCUGAAACAUAAUAUGACUUAUUUGCUACACUAUGACUUUUCUAUGACAGGCGAUAUACUGUGACCGUUUAGGAAUCUUUCGAUAUGCUAUAACUUUUC
This is a messenger RNA of Anarrhichthys ocellatus (wolf-eel), 19957 nucleotides long. Its product is annotated as dipeptidyl aminopeptidase-like protein 6. The record is from RefSeq and is a predicted model, not a curated record. Gene Ontology annotation, molecular function: serine-type peptidase activity; potassium channel regulator activity. The transcript has 26 exons. Gene Ontology annotation, biological process: regulation of potassium ion transmembrane transport; proteolysis. Gene Ontology annotation, cellular component: voltage-gated potassium channel complex; plasma membrane. Lineage: Eukaryota; Metazoa; Chordata; Actinopteri; Perciformes; Anarhichadidae. The coding region runs from base 16163 to 18553 and encodes 796 amino acids.